Molecule: messenger RNA, 1777 nt
Organism: Menidia menidia (Atlantic silverside)
Lineage: Eukaryota; Metazoa; Chordata; Actinopteri; Atheriniformes; Atherinopsidae
Source: the annotation of a GenBank genome assembly
CAAUAUGUACCACACCAGCUGGCAUUUCUAGGAAUAUUCCUCGGCCUGCGUCAAACUGUUCAAGGACCCCAGGAUGUCAAUGCUAGCUGAGCCUCGCAGAAAACAAAAGUGGUCUGUUGACCCCCGGAAUAGCGCCUGGAGUAAAGAUGACUCCAAAUUUGGCCAGAAGAUGUUGGAGCGGAUGGGCUGGUCCAAGGGAAAGGGACUUGGGAGGAGUGAGCAAGGAUCCACAGACCAUAUAAAAGUAAAAGUUAAAAACAACCAUCAUGGUCUAGGAACCAAUACCAGUCAUGAGGAUAACUGGAUUGAUCAUCAAGAUGAAUUUAAUGACCUUCUUGCUCAGCUGAACAACCACCAUGGUCAGAACACCAAUGAAAAGAUUGAGGCUCCUUCAGAUGAACAGAAGGGAUUCAGCUUGGAAGAGAAAUCCAAGACCACCAAAAAGAGGGUCCACUACAUGAAGUUCACUAAAGGAAAGGACUUGUCCAACCGUAGUGAAACAGACCUUAACUGUAUCUUUGGGAAGAGGGCAAGACCAGCCAAACACCAAGAGCAGGAGAGCAGCAGCAGUGACUCCCAGGGGGAGAGCGAGGAGGGCGCCACUCCGGCUGUGUCGGAGCUGGAUCCAGAGGCCAUCACCAAAACGGUGACCAGCACACUGACCAUGCAGGAGUACUUUGCCCAGCGAAUGGCGCAGCUGAAAAAGGCUCGCCAAGGCCCGACUGCAACAUAUCCUACAGAGGCAGAGGCCACAGAGACAUCAGGUCCAACUGAGCAAGUUAGUCCAGUCUGCAGCAGCGAGGAAACAGAAGACGCGGGAAGGAAGAAGAAGAAGAAGAAGAAGAAAAAGAGCAAGAAGCCCACCGAGGAUAUAGAAGUCGUUGAAGAGCAGUCCAGCGCUCCCAUUUCAGGAGAAAAUGGAGAAAACGGGGAAAAGGAGUCAUCGAGGAAGAAAAAGAAGAGGAAAAUGGCAGAAACCCACAAGGACGUAAAUGAGGACGUUAGCUCUGCAGAUGUUGUGGAGCUGAGCUGCGAAGAGCCGCCCCGCUCGAAGAAGAAAAAGCUCAAAAAGCACAAAGAAAGUGAGCUGUUAAGUGGAAACAAUCUGACUGAGACUGAAAGUGUAGAGUCAGAGCUCACACACAACAGCCACAGAGAAGAGGGUGAGGUAGCUAAAGAGGAUGAGGGGGGUUUGGAGGGAAAGAAGUCCAAAAAGAAGAAGAAAAAGAGAGAAAGACAGGAAUAAGGUAGAUCUCAUUAAUUGGAAUCUUUCAGGUCUCCAAAGGACUUCAUAUUCCUCCUCUGACAUUUAUGGGGAAAACAAAUUAUAUAUCUUAGACAUAAUCUGAAAACAGCAUUUUGAUGUUGGCCACUGGCAGGUUUGUUAAAAAUGAAACAAACUGUUAUGUGAUCUAUUUAAAUGUGUUUUUACAUGAAGUGUCCACAUGCAGACAUAGCAUUCCAACACUUUUCCCUCAGAAUUUGAUGGGAGCAACACUCAUGGUUCCUCAUAGUAAGAUGUGUCGAUGAAUUAAAGAUAUCACUGUACUCCAGUUAAUGCUGUGCACAGCAAAACUCUUUAAGGAAAAUGUUUGUGAAUGAGUAAUGCACCUUCUCCCCCCUGUUUUAUAAUGUCAUACAAAGACUUUAAUGUCAUACAAAUAAACAGAUAAAAUUAGUUGUUUUAGCAGAUAUAUGAGAAGGACCAUGUCAUUUGUAUUAAAUCGGGUGAAUAAUAUAUCUGGAUCGUACCUCCUGAAUAAAACCAUCUGCCAAA